This is a messenger RNA of Oreochromis niloticus (Nile tilapia), 2062 nucleotides long. It is a transcript of the gene nelfb, whose product is annotated as negative elongation factor complex member B. The record is from RefSeq and is a predicted model, not a curated record. The coding region runs from base 39 to 1790 and encodes 583 amino acids. Lineage: Eukaryota; Metazoa; Chordata; Actinopteri; Cichliformes; Cichlidae. Gene Ontology annotation, biological process: negative regulation of transcription elongation by RNA polymerase II. Gene Ontology annotation, cellular component: NELF complex; nucleus. The transcript is spliced from 13 exons.
ACUUAGAUCAUUUAAUUGAUGCUUAAACUGAAAGCAAAAUGUUCGCGGGGCUGCCUGAGCUUGGUAUAUCCAACGGAGAGGAUCUUAAAGAAACUCUCACUAACUGCACAGAGCCACUGAAAGCCAUCGAUCAGUUUCAGAUGGAAAAUGGAAUCCUGCUGCCAACGCUUCAGUCUGCUCUUCCUUUUCUCGAUCUCCAUGGGACACCUCGGCUAGAGUUCCACCAGUCUGUCUUUGAUGAGCUUCGAGAAAAGCUGAUGGAGCGAGUCGUUGUCAUAGCAGAGGGCAAGGAGGAGGACAGAUACAGGAAGCUUGAAGAGCUGCUUGAAAAGAGCUUCCCACUUGUUAAAAUGCCAUCUAUUCAGCCGGUGGUGAUGCAGGUCCUGAAGCAUCUACCUAAGGUGCCAGAGAAGAAACUAAAGAUGGUGAUGGCUGACAAAGAGCUCUACAAGGUGUGUGCAGUAGAGGUAAAAAGGCAGAUCUGGCAGGACAAUCAGGCUCUGUUUGGGGAUGAAGUCUCACCUCUCCUAAAACAGUACAUUGUGGAGAAGGAAGCAGCUCUGUUCAGCAGCGACCUCUCCAUCCUGCACAAUUUCUUCAGCCCUUCUCCAAAAACACGACGCCAAGGCGAGGUGGUUCUAAAGCUGACUCAGAUGAUUGGGAAGAAUGUGAAACUGUAUGACAUGGUGCUGCAGUUUUUACGAACUCUCUUUCUGCGAACCCGGAAUGUCCACUACUGCACCCUGAGAGCAGAACUGCUCAUGUCUCUUCAUGACCUGGACAUCAGUGAGAUCUGCUCAGUGGAUCCCUGCCAUAAGUUCACUUGGUGUUUAGAUGCCUGUAUCCGUGAGAAGUUUGUGGAUGGUAAGCGAGCCAGAGAGUUACAGGGUUUCCUGGAUGGAGUGAAGAAAGGACAAGAGCAAGUCCUUGGGGACCUGUCUAUGAUCCUGUGUGACCCAUUUGCCUGCAACACCCUAGUCUUGAGUAUCAUGAGGAACCUGCAAGAGCUGCUGAGCCAGGAUGCUUUACCACGAGAUAGUCCUGACCUGAUGCUGCUGCUGAGGAUGCUCUCACUGGGUCAAGGAGCAUGGGACAUGAUUGACAGUCAGGUCUUCAAAGAGCCUCGUUUGGAUUUGGAAGUGGUUACUCGCUUUUUGCCUGCAAUGAUGUCAGUGGUUGUGGAUGAUCACACCUUUACUGUGGAACAGAAGCUCCCAAGCGAAGAAAAGAGCUCGCUGUCAUACCCCACCACCCUGCCUGAAUCCUUCAACAGAUACCUGCAGGAGAACAGAGUGGCCUGUGAGAUGGGUCUCUACUAUGUCCUCCACAUUGCCAAACUGAGGAACAAGAAUGCCUUACAGCGGUUACUGCCUGCACUUGUGGAGACCUACAAUGAUAUGGCUUUUGGUGAUAUCUUCCUUCACCUGCUGACUGGACACCUCACACUUCUCUCUGAUGAGUUUGGAUCAGAAGAGUUUUGUUCAGUUGUCUUUGAUGGAUUCCUCCUUACAUCUUUCUCCAGUAAAGAAAAUGUCCACAGACACACCCUGAGGAUGUUACUACAUCUACACCACAAAAUGUCACCAUCAUAUAUGGAAACUUUGAUGAAAACUCUGGAACCUCCAAAACAGUGCAGUGAGCCACUGAAGGAGCUUUACAACCAGCUGACAGAGAAGAUGGAGGCGCAGAAAAAGAGCCCGCCUCCAACAGAUGAAACUCCAUCCCUGGACUUGGGGCUGCACCCAGUGACCGUUCCCACUACGGCCUCCACACCAACCACACCUCUCUGAAGCUCUUAACCACUGAUAGACUAUACAUACAGGCUCCAGCUGAUUCAUGAAAGGCUGGAAAUUUUACAGUUUUUUUUUUUUUCUUUUCAUCAAGGUUUAAUUUCUGUAGACAUUUGUCUUCCAGCUCUGACAGUGUACUUCACAGCCAAAGUUCUUUUUUUUUUUUGCAUUAUUGUUCAGAUACACAGUAUUUUCAUAUGUAACUGUGCUGUGUGUGUUUAUGAAGUGUGUCAGUAGUGCAGGAACCCUGUAAAUAAAGAACUAUUUGCAAA